This is a messenger RNA of Ambispora leptoticha, 217 nucleotides long. The record is from the annotation of a GenBank genome assembly. Lineage: Eukaryota; Fungi; Glomeromycota; Glomeromycetes; Archaeosporales; Ambisporaceae.
UCCAGCAGAACCAAGACGCUCAUUCAGUAUUUAUUUACCGAAUUCUUUAUAUCUAAAACUAGAAAAUAAAGCGGGAAAGGGACAAAUCAACACUUUUAUUAAGCAAGUAUUAGAAAAAGAGUUGAGUAGUGAGGAGGAACAAUUAAAACAGCAACUUAUUAGUGAUUAUCAGUCCGUAGCCGAGAGCAAAAAGGCUCAAAAAGAGGCCGAAAUCUGA